Molecule: messenger RNA, 1807 nt
Organism: Miniopterus natalensis
Lineage: Eukaryota; Metazoa; Chordata; Mammalia; Chiroptera; Miniopteridae
Gene: TAX1BP3
Product: Tax1 binding protein 3
Biological process (GO): establishment or maintenance of epithelial cell apical/basal polarity; neurotransmitter receptor transport postsynaptic membrane to endosome; cell-cell adhesion
Cellular component (GO): adherens junction; basolateral plasma membrane; postsynaptic density
Molecular function (GO): protein kinase binding
Source: RefSeq, a predicted model, not a curated record
GGUCGCGGGGACUGUGGCUGCGGGCUUCGCUGAGCCGGACUUGGUCGCCAGAUUGGGGUCGAGAUGUCCUACAUCCCGGGCCAGCCGGUCACGGCCGUGGUGCAAAGAGUUGAAAUUCAUAAGCUGCGUCAAGGUGAAAAUUUAAUCCUGGGCUUCAGCAUUGGAGGUGGAAUUGACCAGGAUCCCUCCCAGAAUCCUUUCUCAGAAGAUAAGACAGAUAAGGGCAUUUACGUCACACGGGUGUCUGAAGGAGGCCCUGCUGAAAUUGCUGGGCUACAGAUUGGAGACAAGAUCAUGCAGGUGAACGGCUGGGACAUGACCAUGGUCACACAUGACCAGGCCCGGAAGCGGCUCACCAAGCGUUCAGAGGAGGUGGUGCGCCUGCUGGUGACGCGGCAGUCGCUGCAGAAGGCCGUGCAGCAGUCCAUGCUGUCCUAGCAGCCCACCAAGAUCCCGACUCGUGCCUGCAGCCUCUUUGUACAGUGACACUACUUCCACAGUCUGCCCCUUGUCUUGGCUUCUGAGUGCUGGGCCCCCGCUCAGAAGGGCAAGAGCUGGUCCCAGAGGCCUGACCUGGCCUGCCUUCCCCUCUCCCACCAGUGGCCUCAGGCUCUGGGACCAGCCCUCCCUCGGACACUGAGAACUGGAAACAAUGGCCUGGAGCUGAGUUGUAGUCAGUCUAGUGACCACAGGCUUGGCCCGCAGACCCUGCUGCCUGGUCCCAGCAAUGCCCAGGUGAGCAGGGGGCCCCAUUCCUGAAAGCGGCCACAAAGAGGAACAAUGCCAGGUGGGGCCAGCUUUCCCACUGCCCUGGCUGCAGGGCUUAGCCCUGCCCCACCUCAGCUCCAAAGUGCCUGUGCCCCACACUUUUCCCUAUUGCCCGGUGGGGAUUCAACACUGCCAGAGGCACCAUGAAGUUUGCCAGGAUGGAAGCCAGGCAGGCUCACAGUUCACCCAUUGCACCCCCACUCCUUGAGGGGUGCUGGGGUUCACCAGCUUAUAAGAUUUAGACGAGGUUCAAGGCUGACAUUUUAGGGCAAUUCUCAGAAUUGCCAUUUUCCUCUAUGCCUGUGGGUUUAACUUUUGUACUUUUUAAAUCACAACUUUGAUACAAAGUUUUUAUUUUACUAUUUGGAGAUGCCAAUUCUACUUUUGAAUUUAGCUAAUUCAAUCUGGGAACGAUGACUCUUAGCUAGUCAGCAGGCCUUAGUUUGGAAAUGGGGCAGUAUGAAGCCACCCCACACCCAACAUGUUGUGCCCACUAAACAGUGCUGGAACCACAGGGGUCUUUGCUGAGGUGCAGGAAUGGGGUCUUUAGGGGUGGAUUAUGGGGAGAGCUUUGGUUGUAAGGCUGGCUGACCUGGCCCCAGCUGCUCUUGGAGGAAGCCCUAGGCCCACCUGCCAUGUGCUUGGCCUGGCCACAUCUAUAGGAAUGUGUGGGAGCACCUCUACUGGAAGUGGGGCAGAGUGUGCCCAACUGUCCUUGUGAGCCUCAUCUCAGUUCCCACCCAGGGAGAGCCUUAUGGCCACCAGGGGUUCAUGGGAAAAACACCCUCCCUCUAAGACUCUUAAGAGCACUCAGUUGAUCACAGCCAGAGAUAAAACCCCAGAUGUUUCCAGGGCCUGCCAUAUGACAAGAUGGGGUGAGCUGGAGAGCUCUGGAGCCUCUGGCUGGCCCACCACCUCUGGGAAUUGUUGCCACUCAUGGACCCACUGCCAAAUCAGAUUUUUGAACUCACCCAUUUUUAAGGUAUGGCACCUGGUAACAUACUGGGUAGCCCAAAUAAAACAGGUGUGGUACACUUGG